Messenger RNA from Thunnus maccoyii (southern bluefin tuna), 3098 nucleotides. It is a transcript of the gene selenbp1, whose product is annotated as selenium binding protein 1. Gene Ontology annotation, molecular function: selenium binding. The record is from RefSeq and is a predicted model, not a curated record. NCBI's taxonomy places the organism in Eukaryota, Metazoa, Chordata, Actinopteri, Scombriformes, Scombridae. Bases 475 to 1893 code for a protein of 472 amino acids. The transcript is spliced from 12 exons.
AAACGUACUAAAGUGUCCUCACAAUAAUAAACAAAUGGCUCUUCAGUAACAAGGAAAGUGUAUAAAGGAGGUUUUUUUUAUGAAAAUAAACACAAUAAAGGCUGCAGGUGUUAAACUCAUAUAUAUCACUGAUGCAGGUCUCCUCUGAACCUCCAGUUAGAAAAUACAAAACACAGGAAAGAAGACUCAGAAGAGCCUGAACAGACCACUUCCUGUCUGAUAACAUCGACUCUGUUUCAUAAAUAAACUUCAGCUGAAGCUUCGUGUCUUUUGGAGAACUGGCCUUCGAAGGGUUAACGUGCAGUUUGUUUAAACAGCAUUCAGGCUCCACCUCUCCGCUCUCAUUGGCCGAGUUCUGAUGAUAAAGGAGUUCAACUCCACCCAUCUGUGUUUUCACAGUGGAUCUGGUCUCUCAGAGUCCAGACCUCCAGACACCAGGACCUGCAGGAUCUGAUCCAGACCAGGAGCUCAAAGAUGGCCAGCUGCUCAGGAUGUGGACCAGGAUACAGCAGCCCGCUGGACGCCAUGAAGGGUCCUCGGGAGGAGAUCGUCUACCUGCCCUGCAUCUACCGCAACACCGACACCUUGAAACCCGACUACCUGGCCACCGUGGACGUCGACCCCAAAUCGCCAACCUACUGUCAGGUCAUCCACCGGUUAUCGAUGCCGAACCUUCGUGACGAGCUGCACCACUCCGGCUGGAACGCCUGCAGCAGCUGCUUCGACGAUGCCUCCAAGAAACGAAACCGCCUGAUUCUGCCGUCGCUCAUCUCCUCCAGAGUCUACGUGAUCGACGUCGGGACGAACGCCAGAGAGCCACGAAUCCACAAGAUGGUGGAGCCUGUGGAUCUGUACUGGAAGUGCGGCCUGGCGAACCCUCACACCAGCCACUGUCUGGGCAGCGGUCAGAUCAUGAUCAGCUGCAUGGGAGACCCGUCAGGCAACGGCAAAGGUGGUUUUGUGCUGCUGGAUGGUGAGACGUUCGAGGUGGUCGGUAACUGGGAACACCCGGGUGAAGCGGCGCCCUUCGGCUAUGACUUCUGGUACCAACCUCGACACAAUGUGAUGAUCAGCACCGAAUGGGGGGCGCCCAAAGCUCUGGUUGAUGGUUUUAAUCCUGCCCACAUCAAAGAUGGUCACUACGGCACCUGCCUCCAUGUUUGGGACUGGACCUCCCACAAGAAGCUGCAGACACUCGAUCUAGGCGAAGAUGGCGCUAUUCCCCUCGAAGUCCGGUUCCUCCACAACCCCGACGCUACUGAAGGCUACGUGGGAUGUGCUCUGCGGGGAACCGUGUUCAGAUUCUACAAAACACCAAGAGGAGACUGGGCUGCAGAGAAGGUCAUCAGUGUUCCCAGCAAGAAGGUGGAGGGAUGGAUGCUGCCCGAGAUGCCUGGUCUUAUCACAGACAUCUUGAUCUCAUUGGACGACCGUUUUCUCUACUUCAGUAAUUGGCUGCACGGUGACAUCAGACAGUAUGACAUCACAGACAGGAGGAACCCGCGAUUGGUCGGCCAGGUGUUUCUGGGAGGAAGUAUCAUCAGUGGCGGACCAGUCAGAGUCCUGGAAGACCCGGAGAACCAGCCGCAGCCCCGCCCACGCAUCAUCGAGGGGAAGCGUGUACCUGGAGGUCCUCAGAUGUUACAGUUGAGUUUGGACGGUUUGAGACUUUAUGUGACGACGUCUCUGUACAGCGGCUGGGACAAACAGUUCUACCCCGACAUGCUGCGAGAGGGUUCAGUGAUGAUGCAGAUCGAUGUGGACUCUGUGAACGGGGGUCUGUCCCUGAAUGAAAACUUCCUGGUGGACUUCGGUAAAGAGCCGGACGGUCCGGCACUCGCCCACGAGCUGAGAUACCCGGGAGGAGACUGUACGUCCGACAUCUGGCUGUGAAACCUCACUAACAGUCUCGUAUAGAGAAAUAAAGUUUAAAUUCCACUUCAGCAGAUUAAUCAGGUAAUAAUCAAUAAUCACAUCAGCUUGUACUGAUUAACCUUCAUCAUCGCAUUCAUCACUGCCUCCAAAUCACUUUUAUUUCACCUUUACAGUCUCUGAAGGACACCUUGCACCUUUCAUACAAGUUAUUGUUAUUUAAAGUGCUUUACAGCGACUGACCAACUAAUGAAAUCCAAUAAAUCAUCAUUAUAAUCACUUUUCAAAAUAAAAUAAUUCAGUAGAAUCAAACUAAAUAAAAUGAGGAAGGAAGUAGAAUAAAAUAAGACAAUGAAAUCAUAUGAAAACGUUAUUUUAGAGGUGAAUCAUGUCGUCAGUGUGUUUAAAUACACGUCUGCUGUCUGGCUGGUUUAUCAGAGAAAACCUCACAUGUUUUCCUUUUAUUGUGAAAUUUAAAUGUAAAAUUAAUUUUGUGUUUUUAACAACAAAACUGGUUGAAAAAAACAAACAAAAAUAAAAACAUUCCUGCUGAAUAAACAAGUGUUGAUGUUACAUUUAAAAGAAAACUCGACUGUUUCUGGAAAUUAUAGAUUAUAGUUAUAGUUUGACUGUAAAUUUUUAAAAAAUCUAAAUAAAAACAUGAACUAUAAACUUACAGAAACUCAACAAUAUGCAGAUAAAACAUAUUAUAAGCAAAGUAAAACAAACUGGUGACAUUAAUAACAGGUGCCGCUGCAUCACAUCCUGUAAUAAUAAUAAUAAUAAUAAUAAUAAUAAUAAUAAUAAUAAUUAACAGCACAAAUAUAAACAGUGAAACAGCAAAGACAGUUUAAAGUGAACUCGUCUCUGCUGUCUGAUCCUCUUGAAGACUUUCCCUCCAUCUGAUUUAUGACUAAUAAUUAACUAAUAACAUUGAUUAAACACACAAACUGACUCUGUUGCAGACAGACAGAUUAAAUAAGAUAGUUAAUAAUAAUAAAGUCGACCUGUAAACUGUGUUUCGUUCAUAAAGAUGCAUCAAACAGACACUGAAUGUUCCGUUAAACAGACCCGGUGUGAGUUCACGCUGCUUCACCUGUGCAGGUGUGAACGUUCGUCUGUGUUCAUCCUUCAGUCUGUUGUUGUUGUUUAACUGUUUCCUGUCCGCCUGCCGUCAAACUGUUCACACUCAUGAUGACGCUGAAAUAAAGUUUGUCUGAAGCGUC